Didymodactylos carnosus is the source of this 1250-nucleotide messenger RNA. Lineage: Eukaryota; Metazoa; Rotifera; Eurotatoria; Philodinida; Philodinidae. The record is from the annotation of a GenBank genome assembly.
UGGAAAUUAUCAAAAAUUUCGGUCAAAAAUGGGAGCCGAAGAAAAAACCAAUAGUGUUUCUGAGAGAGCAGAAGACGGGCUAUCUCCCCAUGCAUUCAUUUAUCUCGAUUUCGAAAUUUUUGACGAAAACUGACUUUUUUGAGGGGGUGGAGGGCCUGAAGGAAUCUUGCUGAAUGAUGGAGAAUCGAAUGUAGAAGGAACAACAUCCUUCCCAAAAUUGUAAUUAAAUGAUCCUGCAAUAUAUCCACUAGAAAAUGUUUAGGACAAUUUUUCAAAUAUAUUUUAUUAUUAUAUAUCUUAUUAUCGAUUUACCUGAAGGAAUCUUGCUGAAUGAUGGAGAAUCGAAUAAAUUAGGUUUGUAUGCUUCGAACCGGCCUGUGGAAGGACCAAAAUUGUAUUGACCUGAAGUUCGAAAGAGGAGAUGACUGCGAUGUGGACGAGGAAGAGAAAACAGACACGAAUGAUUUAGGUAAAUUGAUAAACAGAAAAUCUUAUCGAACGGCCGGAAUAGAUGUGUGACAGUUCAUCAUUUAAAUGCCUUAGUAUCUAUUUACCUGAAGGAAUCUUGCUGAAUGAUGGAGAACUGAAUAAAUUAGGUUUAUAUGAUUCGAAGCGGCCUGUAGAAGGGGGGCCAAAAUUGUUGAAACCUCCGAAGCUCGAUGACCCUAUCAACGAGAGAAAACAGCAGAUUCAAAUUUCUCAAAUAAAUCGUUUGAUAUCUUACAUUGACUUUGAACUAGCGGUGUUACCACACACAAUGACAACACAAGUAGAAUUGCAUACAUUUUUCAGACUAUAGUCGCAAUGGAAAAGCUCAAUCAGCUGUAGGAAAUCCGUGUGUUCUUGGUUUGGAAAAUGAUAAGAAUACGAGAUUAUAUGGAAUGUCAGCACCACGAAAAUUGAAUAACCCUACAUAAAAAAGAAAAAAACCGAAGAGAACAUCAUUUCAUGAAAUGAGUCAAUCGGGUAAAAAUUUAAUUCCUAUUGAUCAAAAUUUAAUUGAUUUAAUUUAGGAAGAACGACCAAAAUUACCACAGGAACCUAUUUGGGAAUACGAUGUUAAAUUUGCUGGUUCAACAACAGCCGAAAAAUUAUCAAAAGUUCGUGAAAAACUAAAAGAAUAUCAAGUUCAACAUUUAAUUGUUCAUCGGACAGAUGAUGUUGUGUGGUUAUUCAAUCUUCGUGGUGCUGACAUUCCAUAUAAUCCCGUAUUCUUAUCAUUUGCCCUUGUUGGACAUUAUUAUGUCUAG